UGUAAACAAACAACAGAAGAAUUGUCAUAACUUGUUGUCAAUAAAUAUCUUCGUUUUGUGGGACGAAGCAAGUUCUAGUCAUCCAUCGUCCCCAACAAUACCUGGUAGAAUGGAGCAGCCAGAGACAGACAGCGAAGACGAGAUGCCUCCAGGAUGGGAGGAGCGGUGCACAGCAGACGGACUUGUAUUUUAUGCACAUCAUAGCUCUCAGACAACCCAGUGGAAGCAUCCCAGAACCAACAAGAAGAAAAAAGUUACUGGAGAAUUACCCUAUGGAUGGGAAAGACAGAUAACAGAAGAUGGGAAAGUGUUCUUUGUCGACCACAUCAACCACAAGACUACCUACACAGAUCCCAGACUAGCCUUUGCAAUCGAGGAGAGCAAUACAAUUAAUGACCUGCGGCAGAGGUUUGACAGCAGUUCGACAGGUCUCCAAGUGCUUCAUGGGAGGGACCUCACAGGGCGCGUUGCUGUCAUUACAGGUGCUAAUAGUGGAAUAGGCUAUGAAACAGCUCGAACUUUGGCAUAUCAUGGUUGCACGGUUGUAUUUGCUUGUCGGAGUAUAAGCAAAGCAGAAAAUGCAAUAUCGAAAAUUCAGGCUCAGAGGCCAAAUGCAUCAUGCCAUGCUUUACACAUCGAUUUGGCAUCUCUUGAAAGUGUGCGGACUUUUGCACAAACUUUUGCCAUUAAGUUUGACCGAUGUGAUAUAUUGAUUCUAAAUGCGGGAGUUUUUGGUCUACCUCACACCUCGACUCUGGAUGGGCUUGAGGCCACCUUCCAGGUGAACCACUUGUCGCAGUUUUACCUCGCUGUGCUGCUGCAGCCAAUACUCUCUCGCUCAGCACCUGCACGGGUUGUGUUUGUCUCGGCUGAAGCACACAGAUUUGCAACUCUUGAUGAAGCUUGCCCAGAAGAAGAGUUAUCACCCUCCCACAAGACAACAUAUGAUUCUAUAAUUGCUUAUUGCAACUCUAAACUAUGCAAUGUUUUGACAGCCCUGGAGAUGCAACGGAGAUUUGGCAAUCAGGGUAUAAACUCUUAUGCAGUGCACCCAGGCAAUGCUGUGUCGACCUAUAUUACGCGACAUUGGUGGGUUUACCGUCUAAUUUAUGCAGUGGUUCGACCUUUCACAAAAUCCUUGCAACAAGCUUGUGCUACAACCAUAUACUGUGCAGCAAGUACUGACAUUUCCAAGUAUGGAGGAGUUUAUGUGAAUAAUUGCGUGCCAUGUCUCCCUUCGCACACAUCACUCAAUUCUGUGGUUUCAAAUCGUUUAUGGAACACGUCUCUGAAUAUGAUACAAAAUGUGCUUGGAAAAAGAGCAUUCAGUGUACAAACUUUAUAGGAAUAAUAAGGAAAGUAAAGUUGUUGGUGUGGGCAUCAAAUUUAUGAUGAGAUUUGAAAAGUUUGCAGAAGAAAUAGGUGAAUUGUUUUAUUUACAGAUGGUAUGAAGAUAUAAUGCUUCAUCAUAGUUGGAAUUAACCAAGUUGAGGAGGUAGUUUGUUAUACAUUACAUCCAAACCAGUUUUAAGUUUGUUUAAGUAUAGUAUUUGUAAAGUGUUGACUUCAUAUUAUUUAUUUAAUCCAUCAUAUACAAAUAUUCCAGGGCAUUCCAUUCAGAAGUCUGCAUUUUAAUGUUGCAAUAUACUGUUAACCCAAUGCCAAAUGAGUAAACAUUGGGGAAAAUGUUGUGCUCAUUUUUUAUAUAUUUGUGAAAUGUCUCUGCACAUAGAUGGCUCUGCUAGUGCUCAGCCACAAAGGAGUCAAUUAGUA
Messenger RNA from Penaeus chinensis, 1773 nucleotides. RefSeq names its product WW domain-containing oxidoreductase-like (gene Wwox). Gene Ontology annotation, molecular function: protein binding. The record is from RefSeq and is a predicted model, not a curated record. The transcript is spliced from 9 exons. Lineage: Eukaryota; Metazoa; Arthropoda; Malacostraca; Decapoda; Penaeidae. The coding region runs from base 110 to 1345 and encodes 411 amino acids.